GAUUUAAACAGGAAGUGGGCGUGGUUUAUACCAGAGGAUUUUGCAUAUGAACCCUAUCACUAUGCCCUGAAAAACAGUGAAAAAUAAAAACAUUUUUCAUUCACAAAUUAUAACAUUUAUGCAUUUAUUGUUUAUUAAUUUAUUUACUUAUUGGGGUAUGCUAAUUAUAUAACUUUAUUUAACUCUUGAACCAGAUGUCCUCUGGAACUUUCUGGAAAGCUUUCUAUCUUCUAUCUGAUGUGACUGAGUAAAAAAAAUCUAACUAUGUUUCAAAACAACAUUUUUCCCAAAUCAAAAAACUGUUAUUUACUGUUGACAAGAACAGCCACCUAAUAAUAUCUGAUCAGAUUUAAUUUAGCUUUUGAGUUUGUUACAUUCCAGAAAGAUCAGAAAAGUUCACUGGACACGCUAUCAGAAUCUGUUAUAAAACUGGAGAUGGUACCGGCUCCAUGAGGACAGAUAACAUCAGAGAAAUUGGCUUAUUGACCUCACUGUAAAGUACCACUAGUACUGGCAUGUUAUUAACUGGUAGUGUCCAGUUCUAUAAUUCUUUAUUUUCUGUAAUGAAAUGCACUAUAUCUGCAGUGUUGGUUGUAGAAACCUGAACACAGAUCAGAGUGUAGUGUUUGUAGGCUGCUCGCUCUCACAUGUGUGUGUUAUAUACAUGACCUAAUGGUCUUAUAAUAAAUUGUAGCUGAGAGAUUGUGGAGUGCAGAAAGACGUCCCUGCUCCUGUAAAUGUGCUGAUGUGGUGUCCUGUCCUCUGAUUUCUGUGUGUGCGAGAAACACACUGACAUUUCUGUUAUGUUCAACUUUAGCUGUAUUAUGGCUGUGUUUGUGUGUUUGAGAUCAGUGUUCUGAUAUUUCAUCAGUUCUCUUCCAGGCUGCGUGAGUGUAAUAUGACAGAGGAAAGCUGUAGAGUUCUGUCCUCAGUUCUCAGCUCAAACUCCUCCAGUCUGAGAGAACUGAACCUGAGUUACAAUAAACUGCAGGAUUCAGGGGUGAAGCUGCUCUCUGCUGGACUGGAGAUACUGAGGAUGUGGGACUGCAGUAUUACAGAUGAAGGGUGUGCUGCUCUGGCUUCAGCUCUGAGGUCAAACUCCUCAUCACACCUGAGAGAACUGGAUCUGAACUAUAAUAAUCCAGGAGAAUCAGGAGUGAAGCUGCUCUCUGAUCUACUGAAGGAUCCACACUGUAAACUGGAGACACUACACAUUAAGGAUCGUAAACUCACCAGUACUGGCAUAUGACAGGAGUCUCAGCUCAAACCUCUUUUCCAGGAUAAAGCAGUUUUGGUGAAGCGUUAGAACCUGUCCCACAUUUCCAGCAGUUUGGGAGCUGAAUCAUUCAUAUUCACAUGUAGAAGUUCCAUAACAAUAACCGUGACUGAUCACAUCCUUUUAUCCACUCAGCUACAAGUUACUUCAGGCUUUAAUAACAUAUUUUACAAUCCAAAGACAAAUCCUUCAGUGUCUACACACAACACAGAGAUAUCAUCACAUCAUCACACUGAUUACACAAAUACACAUCAAUGUGUUGUAGCUGUUUAUAGCUUAUUUUUAGCUCCACAUUUUUAUCUAUUUUUAAUGUGUUUCUGCUCAACAUGGAUUCAUUCAGUUUGUUGUAACAUGACAGUGAAUUUUUUUCUCCACAGAGUAUAGUCGUAAUUUAAUCCAUUUUUCCCAAUUUUUUUUUGUCAAACUUCUGUUCCUUGUUUGCUAAUGUGAUUUUUAAAGCACAAUUCUGGCAUAAAACUAGAAUUUAAUAUUAUUUGUCAUGA
This is a messenger RNA of Pangasianodon hypophthalmus (striped catfish), 1779 nucleotides long. RefSeq names its product ribonuclease inhibitor-like. Gene Ontology annotation, molecular function: protein binding. The transcript has 3 exons. NCBI's taxonomy places the organism in Eukaryota, Metazoa, Chordata, Actinopteri, Siluriformes, Pangasiidae. The record is from RefSeq and is a predicted model, not a curated record. The coding region runs from base 899 to 1249 and encodes 116 amino acids.